This is a messenger RNA of Pocillopora meandrina, 6775 nucleotides long. The record is from the annotation of a GenBank genome assembly. NCBI's taxonomy places the organism in Eukaryota, Metazoa, Cnidaria, Anthozoa, Scleractinia, Pocilloporidae.
AUGCAUGCGGGGUUUCCUUUCCUUCCUUCUCUCACUAAAAACGAGAAAAUGGAAAGUUCCCAGGAUGCUCGCUCAGAGUAAGUAAUCUGUGCAAUGAUCAUAGAAGUAAUCAGUCGUUUCUUUGGACCAUAAUUCACACGAUUAGUCCUGAUUUUUCGAUUGUUGUUCUCUGUUUGUGGGUCAUGUGUUUUAAGUCUGUUUAAAAUUUGUUUCCUUGGAAGGAGAGAAGAGAAUCUACAUUCGAUAAUUUCCAAGAUAGCUGAUGGUGCACAUAACAUUCAUGAAUCGGGACUGGUAAGUGCAUAGUACAGUACAACUCUUCCUGUUACGUUUGAUAAAAGUUCGAUCUUUCGUUCUGCAAGUUAUUUCGAGCUCCUUCGUGAAGAACUCAUGGUUCUGAGGAAUCACCCAAAGUUCCUGUAUUGUGAUUUCCAAUAAUCACUGAAAGAACUAUUGAAUCAAUCGAACAACCAAUGCUUCUGCAUUAAAACUUAAAAGGCGACUUGAUUUUUCGAUUAUGUCCCUUAUCAGGUAAAUCAAGCGGAAUAGUAACAGUUUGCAAGCGUUUAGCGUGACUCAAUUUUUAACUGAUAUUGCGUGACAUUUUCGUUGUUGCUAAGGAAAGGGAGCCUUGUUCCAAAUACUGCAAGGUUUAUGGCGGAAAUGUCCUCUGAGAAUGGUUCCUUACCAUUGCUGUACAUAAAAGAAGUGUUGUGCUGGUUAAGUUGUCAUUUCUCUCGAGGUUUUACGUCCAUCUACAUGUUUAAAAAUAAAGGGGGUGAGUUUCUAAAGAAACUGUGGUGCGGUAAAAGUGGUAAAAGUAAAUUGGCCACUAUAAAGAGUUAAAUGGGUGUGUUUCGAGCAUUAGCCCUUUGUCAGAGCAAUUGGGGGAAUUGUGGGUUCUAUGUGGGUUUAAAUCCAGAAAAUGGAGCUACACUAUUGGUGGGAAUAUGGUGACGAGAAAACAAGAAUAAAUUAGUUGAAUGAAAAGUGCUUGUUGAUACCGUGGAUUAAGAGUUCUGAUUUGGAAGAUAAAUUUUUGUUCUAAAGUUUUGCAGGUUUCCAAACUGCCUACAUGUAGAGAAAGCUGUAAAACUUUAGAGCAAAAAUUUAUCUUCCAAAUUGGCACUCUUAAACCCCACAGUAUCAACGAGGGCUUUUCAUUCAACUAAUUUAUCCUUGUUUUAUUGUUACCAUAUUCUCACCAAUAGAGUAGCUCCAUUUUCUGGAAUGAACCCACACACAACCCACAAUUCCUCCAAUUGCUCUAAACUAAUGCUUGAAACAUCACUCUUUUAACUCUUUACGGUGGCCAAUUUUCAUUUUGAACUCAGUUGUUAGCACUAAAUUGCAUGUUUAAAAACCAACUUUCCUAAUUCAAAUCAGUUGGAGAAAAGCACCUUGUCAAUGCCAUUAUCUAUUUUUUCAUCUAUUUAAUACCAAUGCUGUUUGAAAAUUAAUAAUUUGAUUUUUUUUGCUCCAUCUUCAUGACCAUUGUAGUUAUACAGAUUUUAUGAUUUUAUUAUGUACUUUUUUGUAUAUUUUUGUCCUUUUUUUUUUAAGGAUGAAAGUGAUUUUCUGAUCGUGUCGAGUGAACACAGAAGUUUCAAAAGGUAAUGACUAAGAAAGUUUUUUUUUUGUAUUAUUGCAAUCUGUAGCUUAUAAUUUUAUUGCACUUUAGUCUACUUUCAAAGUCGUGUCAUUGUUUUCAUCAGUGGGAAGAAUUUUGGACCUUUUCUGUCUUGAUCCCAGUAUGAUUACCAUACAUUUAAUGUAUGCAUCGUGAAGGAAUUGAGUUUCAUAUCUAGGCAAUUACUGGUCAAUUUGUCAAUAGCCUAAAAUAAUUUCACAAUUGAUGUGAAAAGAAUCAAACUAUGCACUUAACAUACAGAGUGUACAUUGGCAUAAAAAGAUUUAACCCCCACAACACCUCAGGAGUGUUCAGAAUGGAAUUGCUCCUUACAUUAUGGAUACUUGUGAAGCAAAAGGGUAAACAAGCAAAGCAUUUCAUCUUAAGGGCAACGACCUAUUUAACAUUAAACUCUUUAGUGAUAAUAUAGAGAAUUGAUAUAUCGAUCCUGGGAGUGAAAGGACUUAACAGUGACACGUUGAAGUUUAUGAGUACCUUUAAAAAAAAUACCAAGAGGACAAAAAUAGUUGCUAGGAUUUUUAAUUUUGUUUCACCAUCACCAAAUGAAUGGCCUGUUCCAGAUGUUCAAUUACCAGUAGUAAAAUAGAGUGAAAUAGUAAAUGGCAUGACAGUAGUGGUGGAGCAAAAAAAGUGGAAGGCUUGGGUUGGACUGUUUAAAAGAAGGAAUUUUGGAUCACACACAAUUUUUACUAUUGUGCUAUUUACUGUUUUGCUCUGAUUUACUAAGUGAAGGCCUAGGACAGUCUAUGAAUGUCUGUGUUUUGUAACACACUUUUCUGGUUUUUCAGAAAACUUGAGCAGAAUGAAGAAAGCAGAAAAAUUACAAAAGGUGACCUGGAUUCAGGGGUCAAAUUCAUCACUGAUGAGAUCAAGCCAGAUAUUGACGCCAUGGCUGUGCAGAUCUUUUCUGAGCUACCAGAAGAGAAUCCUUUCAGGCUUGCGGAUGCAGUACCUGAACAAGAUCUUAUUCAUCCACCAACAGAACCUGUCUAUCAGCAGUUAACCCUGGAGGAUCCAAGCAGUGAAGUAAGAGAGGCAUUGGAAGGUAAUCUGGGAACAAGUCUUGUUGUAGUUGUUUUUGGGGCUCUUCCUGAAUGAUUUUCCCAAAAUAAGUAAUUACUAAGCACUGAGUUCACAAAAGCAAUAUAGUAAGGGGACUGUGGAGAAAAUGGGGGCCCAAAUUUGUAAACAACUCCCCAACCCUUUUGAUGUGGUAAUUAUGACAAUCACAGCAUAAAAUUGGCUCAGUCAAACAUUUGGGGUUGGUUGUUUACACAAGGUCCAUCCCAAACAGCAGUCUUACAUAAUCAGUGGGCCUGAGGCCUUCUCCAUAAGAGGGUUGAUUUAAUUAAACAAAUUUCCUUCCACCAUAAGCUUUCAGCCCUCUUGAUACUUUUCACAAAAAUAAUGUUCAGAUAAAAAGUACAGCUAAAUUGAGGAUUGUUUAGGGUGCAAACUUGUUAAACCUUUCACUCCCAAGAUCUCAUUAGUAAUUCUCCUUACUGUCUGCCAUUCUGCCAUGCAGUUCUUGUUAUGUUAGUUUGGAGAAUUUGUUAUUGGAUCAACUUAUAAUCCCUUGACUGAUAUUUUUCUUUAUUCUCAUCACUCGCCUUCUUGACAUUGUAUUGAUAUUGUAAGGAAAAAUUAUGUUUGGGUCACUCAUGGGGGUUAAAAAGUGACCAGAUCAAUCCCAAUGACCGGCUCCUAGUCUUUUGAUCUUUUCAUAAACUAUUUCAUUACGAUUGUUCAGGGAUUUAAAAAAAACUGUUGACUGCCAGAAUCCUGUUGGCUACCUGAUAAUAUGUCACUGCUUACUCUGGUCAAAAUAAAUACCUUUUGGCCUUUAAGGAACUUUUCAUAAUCACCUACUUUUGGUGAGUCUGAUGCCUACAUGAAAACACUUUGUGUGAUAGUAGUAAACCAUAGUAUCAUUUUGCAUCAUAUCACUUUGAGACAAACUGCUAAGUUAUGUUUUGUCUUAUUUCAGACCCAUUAGAUGAUGUUGGAGUAGCCUCUGAUGCUAGUAGUCCUGUACCAAUGCCACAGAUGGCUCUUGGUUUGAUGCCAACACCCAAUAUAACACCUCCUCAGGAAGUGACCACUGAACAGAUCCACUUGCAGUUUCAAAAGAAACUUGAAGAACUUGAACAGCAGGUAAGGAGUUAAAAAAAAUAAAGCAAAGUCUAAUUUGGAACAUGUUGUAGCCAGAAAAAUUUUUUGAGUUCCCCUUUGGUUUUGAAUUAUUGAAAAGUUCCUUUGUUUUUGUCAUACAAUUUACCAAUUUGAUCAAACAAUUUGGUUAUACUGGCAGAGGUUUGUCAAAGAAAAAUGUGGGUCACUGUGCAAGUAUUCUUUUCUUCCAAAUGCUUAACCCAUUGUCAAGGCAUCUGUUAGCCACAGUUCAUCUGAAGAAUGCCCAUGCUGAAUGUUAUCUCAGUUCAUUGGACCAUUCAUCUGGAGCUUUCUCACAUAACUGAAAGUUCAAUAACCAGCCACCUCAUUGCCUGUCCUUACUUUUUCUUGAUGGGAUGUUGCAGCACCAACUAAUACAAUCCACAGCUUUAUUUUAUUUGAUCUGCAGUGUUAUCCGAUUGUAUCAGAACCUAUAAAUUUAAAUUAUUUUUACUGAUUGCAGCAAAAGAAAAAAGGGGGGAAAGAGGUUUCCACAAAUAUUCUUUCUGUCACAAAAGCAAAAUUGCCAGAGUACCUAUGUAGUCAGGGGCCAAACCAUUUCUAACUUUGUACAUUGAAAUUACAAUCUCUUGAAGCCUCCUAUUGUAGAGAGAAGGCAAGUUUACACUGCGUAGAAGAUCUUCGUGAGUGUCCGUCCUACAAUUGUAAAUUUCUCUUAAAGCGCGUUCUUGUAGUCUCUUUCAUUGUUAUUUUCCAUCGUUUCAGGUCAAGGUCCUUCAAAACCGAAAUCUCGCCUUGGAGGAAUCAUACAAGAAGCUGUCUGACCUCGUGGAAGCCCAAAACCAUCUACUUGCAAGCGGGGGACCAUUCAUCCAACGGUUGGCACCGGCCACUCCUCAGGAAACCUUGGCCGAUACCACUGCAAAGACAGAGACUCCAGAAGCACCUCCGUUACCCAACGUUCCUUUUGUAAGUGAAAAGACUUUAUUCUCCAACUCACAACAGCUUCACAGGAGCGGUCUGCGCAGCUAUGAGCUUCCAAGGAGGGUGUCGGCGAAGGAAGUACUCAACCUUUGGGAGCAUGGCUGUGAGGAGUUCCCCCCUCUGAAAGAUUGGACUCCCACACAAAAACUAAAGCAACAGAGCAAGAUAUCUCGGUGGAAAAAGCUCGUUGAUAUCUUCAAGCUUCAUUAUCAUGGUGAUAUGAAGAAAUUCGAAGAAAGUUUCUCGGACAACAAAGGGGAAAUUCUGCCGGUGACAACCAUCCUGUCGUUGUACGAAACUCAGCAGACUCCGGCCUUUCUUGGUAAAAACAAUUCCGACCACGAGGGAGCGGCGGCUUUUAGCAAAGAGAAGGUUGAUGCCCAAGAUGUGGAUGAAGACUUCAAGAAGGAGAUACAGAAAUCUGUAGAUUCCGAACUAGAAGAUUACGAAGGUACUGAUGUCAACAGAGAACCUACGAAAGUAGGAGAGGACAACAGCAUGGCACAACCGUCAGCUGAAGUACGUUACUUUCUCCCGAGGAAGGUGACGCCAAAUGAUAUUGUGCGCCUCUGGGAGGAAGGUUGCGAGGAGUUCCCUCCGGUUUGUCAGUGGUCACGCGCUCAGAAAAUCGGUCAAGAGACUAAAAUAUUCCGAUGGCGUAAAAUUGCUGAAAUCUUUAAUAAGGACUGCAACAGGAACUGGGACACCUUCUAUGCUAAGUAUUCAAAUGACCGCGGGCAUCUUCUGGCCAUUUCAUCGAUCAUUGCAAAGUACGAUGCGGAAAACGCAACUACAGGGCCUAUUUUUGACAUCCCCGAAGCCCGAAGCAGAUUAAGUACAUCAGUUGAUGAACAAGACGAAACUGAAAGCGGAGAAAUGUCACCCAGUGCUGCCCCAUCUAAUGGCGCGAGUGGCGUUAAGUUGGAAAGCUUGAGCCCCGGCGAAGGUAGCAGUCAUAUUUUACCUCGCAAAGUCACUGCCAAGGAUAUUAUCAAGCUGUGGGAGACUGGGUACGGUGAUCUACCGCCUCUCCACAAGUGGACGCCCGCACAGAAGGCAGGACAGCGCAGCAAGUUUUCGCGCUGGACUAAAAUAUAUGACAUAUACAAAUAUCACUGCAAAGGAGACUUGAGUUUAUUUGAGUCAAAAUUCUCGGACGAGCGCGGCGAGCUAUAUCCCGUCACCACGAUUGUUGCCAUGUUUGAUGCCUGGGAGUCACCGUCAAGCCUGUCUAGUCCUUUUGCCGUUGCGCUUCCCGGUCAGAAAACUGGAGAAGGGACUGAGAGUGAGAUUUAUCAACUCCCGCGUAAAGUGACUGCCAAGGAUGUAGUGCAGCUAUGGGAGGAAGGCUGCGAACUUUUUCCGCCGGUUAAUAAAUGGCCGAAAAUCCACAAAGUAGGACAUGAAACAAAACUCUUUCGCUGGAAGAAAAUCGUGGACAUCUUUCGAAAGGAUUGUGGCGGAAGUUGGGAAAAGUUCGAAGAAAGAUUUAGCAACGCCAAAGGUGAACUGUUGCCCAUUUCCGCAAUUUUGUCUAAAUACGAUUUAGAAAACGAGCCUCCAUCGUAUUUGCCAAAACAUUUUGCGUCCGCUCUGAAUAAUUCUGGCAUGGUACCAAAGGACGAGGUUGGCGAACAGAACGUUGAGUUACAAGACCAAGAACACGAUAAAGUAAUAGGUAGUGACUCAGAAAUCCUAGAAGGUGACGGAACUUCUACGAAAAAGGGUUCGGAUUUUAUUCUACCGAAGAAGGUGAAUGCGCUGGACGUAAUUUAUCUGUGGGAGAACGGCCUGGGAGAUAUGCCCCCGCUGUGCCAGUGGUCUCCGGCUCAGAAAGCCAGCCAGAGGAGCAAGAUCUCGCGCUGGAAUAAGAUUGUGGAUAUUUUUAAAUACGAGUGCGGUAGCGACAUAAGAAAGUUUGAAGAAAAGUACCGAGAUGAGAAGGGAGAGCUGCUCCCAAUUACUAAUAUUUUGAACCUACACGACGCACAGGACAAAUCGUUGUGA